This is a messenger RNA of Fraxinus pennsylvanica, 408 nucleotides long. The record is from the annotation of a GenBank genome assembly. Lineage: Eukaryota; Viridiplantae; Streptophyta; Magnoliopsida; Lamiales; Oleaceae.
AUGGCAUAUAUAGAGGGCAAAAGAGAAGUGAUUCAUAGCGUUAAGGUUGGAAUUGCUUUGGUUUUGGUUUCACUUUUGUAUCUUCUUGAUCAACCAUUCGAACGUGUGGGAGAAAAUGCUAUGUGGGCUAUCAUGACUGUUGUCGUCGUCUUCGAAUUCUUUGCAGGUGCUACACUUAGCAAGGGAAUAAAUCGAGGGAUUGGAACUAUCGUAGGUGGUGGAUUAGGGUGUUUUGCUGCAAUUUUUGCAAAUAAAAAGGGAAAGAUGUUUGAAGCUAUUCUUGUUGGCUCUUCUAUUUUUAUUUUUGCUCCUUGCCUCAGUGGAUGCGCAACUCUACCUCUUCGUCUAAGUGGAUGCGCUAUGCGAGGAGCAAAACCAACUUUGCGUUGUGGAGUUGAGGUGACGUGA